UGUUUCUUAAACCCUUAAACCCUACUUUCCUGCCCCGGCACCAAGUCUGCAAUACCACACCACACGGAAGGGCGAAGAAAAGAGAAUACUGUAUUCUUUCUCCUGAAGAAAAACAGGUAAAGUGAAGAUGCGUUCGAUUACAUAUUUUCUUCUUCGCAGAACCAUUCGCUUCUCCGGUGCUCAUACUCUCAAACCCAAACAACACCAUUUCUUCUCCUCUCUGGUCUCUUCUUUUUCAUCAACUAUUUCAUCUUCGUGUAUGUUGCCGACAAAGCUCUCUCAUAAUUCCUUAAGGUCGUCCCUCUUCCUCCCAUUUCGCUUCGCGUCGACUGCCACCAAAAGGAUCGGAGCCGACGAAAACCUCACACGAGUCCUUGAAUCCGAAAUUGAAUGCGCCGAGAACCCGGUCGAUGAUUUUCAGGGGGGUUAUUUGCCUGAUGGGUUCCCAUUUGAGAUCAUCGACAACCCAGGGGAACAGACUAUCACCUUAAAGAGAGAAUUUUCUGGAGAGAGCAUCCAAGUUGAAGUUCAUAUGCCAGACAUGACUGGAGAAGAAGAUGAUGAUAAUGAGGAUGAAAGCAAUGAGGAUGAAAAUGAUGAGAGUUCAAGCCAGACAAACAUUUCUCUGAUUGUCACCAUUGCAAAAGGAGAAGGCCCCAUAUUGGAAUUCUCUUGCACUGCCUAUCCAGAUGAAAUCACCAUAGAUAGCAUGCUAAUGAAGAAUCCUGAGGCUUCAUCUAAUCAGAUUGCAUAUGAGGGGCCACAGUUUAUGGAUUUGGAUGAGAAUUUGCAAAAAGCUUUGUACAAGUACCUAGAAGUUAGAGGGAUCAGAAGCUCCUUGACGAAUUUCUUGCAAGAAUACAUGAUCAACAAGGAUAACAGAGAGUAUUUAGGGUGGUUGAAGAACAUGAAGGGUUUCAUUGAGAAGUGAGUUUUCAGGCUUUCAUUUGAUUGAGGAGCAGGAACCAUAUUUUUCCAUAUUAGUACGUUUUUUUUUUUGCAUUUCUUUCUUGAUUAAUUAGGAAGUAGCCUUUUAUUAUUACUCUUGGGUUCAGUAAGGAAACGCCAAAUGCAAAUUAAAUGUUAUUUUCUUUGUGAGCAGAAGCUGUAAAUUGAAUUUGGUCUGGUUAUUUCUUGUUCAGUUUCCUUCAGAACAACUCAAAUCUACACGAAUAAGUAGAAUGGGUAAAAGGUUGGAAAUAGCGGUUGUAAAUUGGUUGCAGACCAGGAUGUGUCCGCACCAAACUGGCUUGGAUUGCCCCAAGUCAGCAUGUCCAUGAUUUGUUCAAAUUUCAAUUUGGUGCA
Nelumbo nucifera (sacred lotus) is the source of this 1305-nucleotide messenger RNA. RefSeq lists its product as uncharacterized. Gene Ontology annotation, cellular component: mitochondrial matrix. The record is from RefSeq and is a predicted model, not a curated record. NCBI's taxonomy places the organism in Eukaryota, Viridiplantae, Streptophyta, Magnoliopsida, Proteales, Nelumbonaceae.